AUGCAGCACCCCCUCAUGGCACCAGUCUACCUCCCCGGCACCGAGCCGUACCCGCCCGGCACGACCGAGGAGGAGAAGCAGAACUUUCGCGACCAGGUCAAGUGGGGCAAGUGGAUGAACACGGCCAUGGAGAGCUGUCCGUUGAAGGUGGUCAUGGCGGGUGGUGCAGGCUUCGCAUUCGGUGGUUUCGUCUCCCUCAUGUCCGCGACCUUUGCGUACGAGGACCCGCUGUCCCGCGCGUCGCAGCACGUGACGGGCACGCGCGCGCAGACAGUCUACAUGUUCAAGGAGAUGGGCAAGAACAUGUACAGCCAGGGAAAGGGGUUCGCCAAGGUCGGCGCGCUGUACUCUGGCAUCGAGUGCUGUAUCGAGGGGUACCGCGCAAAGAACGACAUCUACAACGGCCUCUCGGCAGGCUUCGUGUCCGGCGCCAUCCUCGCGCGCAACGCCGGCCCGAUGGCCAUGCUGGGCGGCGGGGCGGCCUUCGCAGCGUUUUCCGGCGCGAUCGACCUGUACCUCCGCAAGGCGCCCUCUGAGGAGCCCUAG
Vanrija pseudolonga is the source of this 546-nucleotide messenger RNA. RefSeq names its product Mitochondrial import inner membrane translocase subunit TIM22 (gene TIM22). NCBI's taxonomy places the organism in Eukaryota, Fungi, Basidiomycota, Tremellomycetes, Trichosporonales, Trichosporonaceae. The transcript is spliced from 3 exons. Gene Ontology annotation, molecular function: transmembrane protein transporter activity. Gene Ontology annotation, cellular component: TIM22 mitochondrial import inner membrane insertion complex. Gene Ontology annotation, biological process: protein insertion into mitochondrial inner membrane. The record is from RefSeq and is a predicted model, not a curated record. Bases 1 to 546 code for a protein of 181 amino acids.